AUGGCUCGGCACACUCGAGUCGCUUCCCUAUAUUUAACUGCAUCGCCCGAGAGGCGAGAUGGCCUCUCUUCCGACGUCCCAAUGUCCACGUCCGCACCGCCAGCGCGACCAGUUGCCACCAUGGCUGCUAUGCGAUCUGUGACGAUCGCGGGAGAUGUCGUACCGGACAGACUCGGCACCCCAGAGGAUGAUACCCAGCUCCUGUCAAGCUCUUUACCAAGGUCAAUGUAUGGCAUGGCGGAGUUACCAGAAGAUGACGGGAUGAAAGCAUUGCGGCGACGAAUAUUGGAAGUGCAGUCGCAACAACUAGUACCCGAGGAGAAAGCUCGUCUCAUCCAUGGACUUCUUAUGGAGGGGUACAACAAGUCACAAGCCGGCAGCAACGCCCAUCUCCCACCGCGGAGUGAGACGCCGUCAAGCCCCACAGUCUUCGAGAAGGUGACCCCGACGCGGCCCUUGGAAUCGCUGAGGUUCUGGCACAGCGCCCUUGGCGAGGGCAGUGCUGCCCAGAGGUUUACGCUCACCGAAGAGGAUCUCCGGCCUACUUAUGUGCCACUCACUGGCAAGUCUGUCGACUACCUCGGCAAUUCUCUGGACCUGGAGGAAGGGACAAAGUUGCUCGGCUGUGAACAUUAUCGGCGGAAUGUCAAGCUGCAAUGCUUUACUUGUUCACGUUGGUACACCUGCCGCCUGUGCCACAACGAAGCCGAGGAUCAUGUGCUGCCGAGGAGGGAGACGAGGAAUAUGCUCUGCAUGCUCUGCGGGCACGCCCAAAAGGCUUCAGACGUGUGCGUAAAGUGCGGAGAGUCUGCGGCGUGCUAUUACUGCGGCAUUUGCAAACUGUGGAAUGACGACCCCGGCAAGAGCAUUUACCAUUGCAAUGAUUGUGGGAUCUGCAGAGUUGGUGAAGGACUGGGCAAGGACUUCUUCCACUGCAAGAAAUGUGGCUCGUGCAUCGCUAUCGCCCUGGAGACAUCGCAUCGUUGUAGGGAGGGCCUCAUGGACUGUGACUGCCCAAUAUGCGGCGAAUAUCUCUUUACCUCGCACAAGAUGGUUCUCUCGAUGAAGUGUGGACAUAUGAUCCACAGCGACUGUCACAAGCAGUACAUCCAGACGGCUUACAAAUGCCCGAUCUGUAGCAAGAGCGUUCAAAAUAUGGAAAGCCAGUUUCGUAGGCUGGACAAGCACUUGGAAGAGCAGCCGAUGCCCCCUGAGUGGCAACAGACACGAGCCGUCAUUCUUUGCAACGACUGCGAGGCAAAGACCACGACCAAAUACCACUGGGGUGGCCUGAAAUGCGAAGUCUGCCUGUCCUACAACACGGUCCAGAUGCAGCUCGUCAAUGCUCCUAAAGGAGCUGCGGAGGCCGCAGAAGGAGAUAAUACCUCGAGCGGAGAUGCUUCACUCCAAGCGACGAACGCUGCCAAUGACACUCGAGCGAGGGUGGUUCGUGAUGGGCCGUCGUUGCCUCAUCAGCAUGUGUCGCAUCGACCCGGUGGCUCCCUUGGGUCUCAUGUAGACUUUCAAGGCCUGCCGUCGGAUAUCUCACCAGAACGGUUCGCACGGUCAUUGUCACCCACUGCCACCAACGGGUUCCCCGAGCACAUGCUCACUACUGAUGAGUCGGACGGGGAAGGCUCCAUUUUAGACUUCUGGGGCCGGGACGAGCAUCGUAGUAUGACAUCGGCCGAAAAUGUCGAUCACGGGGAUUCGGACGAGGAGACCGACUCUGAUGAGUGCGAGGAUGAUCUCGAGGAAGAAGAAGAUGACGACGACGAUGAAGAGGAGGAGAUCAUGCUCUUUGGUCACCGAUGA
Messenger RNA from Thyridium curvatum, 1815 nucleotides. RefSeq lists its product as uncharacterized. The coding region runs from base 1 to 1815 and encodes 604 amino acids. Gene Ontology annotation, biological process: ubiquitin-dependent protein catabolic process; protein ubiquitination. Lineage: Eukaryota; Fungi; Ascomycota; Sordariomycetes; Thyridiales; Thyridiaceae. The record is from RefSeq and is a predicted model, not a curated record. Gene Ontology annotation, molecular function: zinc ion binding; ubiquitin protein ligase activity. The transcript is spliced from 2 exons. Gene Ontology annotation, cellular component: nucleus.